AUGCCGGAAGCAACAGAACAGCAAUCUGACGCCACAGGUUCGAUUCCUUAUCUCCAGCAGCUGGCACGGCUGGCAAGCCCAGUACCCAAUUUCGCUGCGACCCUGACUACACAAGCGGAGCAAGACGCCGAAGAUGCCAACAUCAGCUUCCUACGUACAGAACUGCCGGAUAAUCAAGGAUCUCGCCCGCGCGAUGAUGCUGACGAGAGUCGCCGGCGAAUGCGGAGAGCCGUAGAUGCUAUGGCCGAGCCCCGCGUUUACACCCCCGCGCAAUUGGAAGAGUUAGGAAGCCUCUCAACAUAUUCAGAUCGAAUAUCGCAGCAGGAAUACCAUGGUUGGGCACCGGGAACAUCUGAUGACGAGCAAGAAAAUAGGCCUGAGGGACGGGCCAUCUCUCGAUCUUCGGCAGCGUUGUUGGACGAGCACGUUCUGAGGAGGGAUGAGCAUCUAAGGGAGAGGAUGAGACUGAGACGCUUGAGGGAUGCCACACAAUUAGAAUGGCGGGAAAGUGUACCAAGCGAGUCCGCUACCCAAGUGUCCUCUCCUCGAGAACGAUCGCACUUCAUCGAGAACGACACGGGUGGAAUUCCCAUCGUGACGGAAUCCUCGCUACGAACCACCGCUCUACUACAAGCUGUAAGACGCAAUUCACAAUUCUCGGCCCGUUCAAGGAACGAGCUCCAGAGAUAUAUCCUUGACAGGGAGAGAGGCGACGAAAGAGAUCGAGCAGGCUCCGCACGCCCAAUCGAGCCCUCGAAUUCCAACCUUUCGCAAAGCCAGCGGCGGCAACUGCAUCGCGAAGCUACAGUACGACAGGAGAUUCAGCAGCAUCGGGACCUGAUUGCGGAACAUCAACAACACCGCACCUACGUGGAGGAACAACUACGGCAGCAGCGGCAUAGUAUUGCCCAGCCAAGUGAGAACAGAAGACGACGCUACUGGCAAACACCCUCGCCCUGUCCUCCUAGCGAGAGAAGACCGGUCGAUGAAGCCAUAAAAUAUCUUGAGCGAUUACGUUCGUGCGAAUCUGAUCAAGAAGGCUUGGAGAAUGCAGAAGAGGCGGGCUUAGGUCCGGAAGAGUGCUGCCCAAAAGACCCUCAAGACUUCCUAUUGAACGUUCAGACAGUACCACCACCGCCUCAGAGCUCCUGGCUCAAAGUCGGCGCUGUCCUUUCUGGCACCCAACACGGCGCCUGCCCAUCUUCACUACCAUCAUACACUCCACUCAUGCCUCCAUCUACAUAUCGAGUAAGAGCCAGAAACCCACAUUUCGGCUCCCACCCACCAAGAAAUACGUCUCCAGUCCGUCACGCUCCCUACUUCGCCACCGCAGCCUCGGAAGCCUCCUCUACCUUUGCAGAAGAGCGCUGGGAUGUCAAGGUAACAGUUGACAGCAUCGACUACAGCACCAUGACCUUAUCCGGCACCAUGGAAGCAUUCGAUGUACCCGACAAGAAUUCGCCAACAAAGGUUUCAAGCAUCACUACGUAUCUCGAGGGCGAAAUAAUUGAUUUCAGCACUUUUACCUUGGAGACUAAGAGUUUCAAAGCCGACACCCGUGUCGACGGGAUGUAUUGGCGGAAAUUACCCCCUUUUAAGGAUCUAGACGAUGAUGAGGCCAUGGCGAGGAACAUACUUAGCCAGGAAUGGCUGCGGAAGGAGCUGAUGGAGAAGUGGAUCCUGAUGAGGUGGAAAGAGAAAUGCUUCGUCACCCCUUCCAAUCCUGACACCGCCCUUACUAUCAGUGGCUUCUACUACGUCUCAUUACAGAGAUCAAACGGGCAUGUGGAAGGCUUGUACUAUGACCCGCACAGCAACCCAUAUCAGCAUUUAUCCCUUACUCCUGAGAAGCGGACAUUUCCUGCAUAUACAUUUCGGUAG
Letharia columbiana is the source of this 1881-nucleotide messenger RNA. RefSeq lists its product as uncharacterized. Lineage: Eukaryota; Fungi; Ascomycota; Lecanoromycetes; Lecanorales; Parmeliaceae. The record is from RefSeq and is a predicted model, not a curated record. Bases 1 to 1881 code for a protein of 626 amino acids. The transcript has 3 exons. Gene Ontology annotation, biological process: proteasome-mediated ubiquitin-dependent protein catabolic process; protein catabolic process in the vacuole; negative regulation of gluconeogenesis. Gene Ontology annotation, cellular component: extrinsic component of membrane; GID complex.